Molecule: messenger RNA, 844 nt
Organism: Saccostrea cuccullata (small rock oyster)
Lineage: Eukaryota; Metazoa; Mollusca; Bivalvia; Ostreida; Ostreidae
Product: protein FAM32A-like
Exons: 4
Coding region: 60-410 (116 amino acids)
Cellular component (GO): nucleolus
Source: RefSeq, a predicted model, not a curated record
GGGUGGCUCGUACCUCAACCGAGGAUUGCCGAUUGGUUUAAUCCGGUUCCGGUUUAAAAAUGUCAGAUUAUGAUGCAGUGCAGAAGGGCUCCCUGAAACUAAAGGGUGUUUCUAAUCAUGCAAUUAAAAAAAAGAAAAAGAAAAAGAGCAAAGAUAGAGAUACAAAGAAAGUAUUUGAGCAGAUUUCUUCACAUUCAAAGAAUGCAGAUGAAGACACACCACAGCAUGAAGUGCGAGAUAUAAGAACCAAGGCUGAGAUAGCCGCUGAUAAAGCCCGAGAGAAGAGGAAAGCAGCAGAGAUUAUUGAAAAGGCCAGCAAGACUCACAAGGAAAGAAUAAUGGAAUUUAAUGGACAACUGGACAACCUAACGGAACAUUUUGACAUUCCCAAAGUCAGCUGGACAAAAUAAAGACCUCCCAAUUUCUGCCAUGUCAUAGUACAAUGUGAAGUUACAACAAAACUUCUUCUGUUUUGGAUUCUUUGAAAGACAUACAAUUUUGUUUAUGAACACAUUAGCAAUGCUGAAACUGGAAGUGACCAUUUGAAUUUUGUCUCUAUAGGUGUUAUUUAUGUUUACUUAGGUGUCCUAGGUGAGUUACAACAUUUCACAAAAAAAUUGCUACAGUUUGAGCUUUGAGGCAAUUGUGAGCAUUUCUGUGUUUAAAUAGUGAUUCCUGGAGGAUAUGCAUAUAUGGAAAUUCAAUUCUACAUGUGCUUUGACUAGUUGUAUCUCCCCGGUACAUCGAUCUGAAUGAUCCAUUUAUAUGUGCUGUGUCGAUUUACUGGACUUUUUUUCUUUUUAAAGUGUAUUUUUUAUUCAGUCAAAUAAAGAGAAAAAAAGUA